AUGGAGUCUGAAGAUGAACAAAGGCUAGAGCAGUCGCGUUCUUCUGACCCAGCCGAAAACGUCUCAGGUCCGUUGUUAAGGAGAGGAUCAACGGAGGGACAACAAUCUGAGGAAGUCCCCUCAUCGAAGGUUGCUAUUCCGCGACUCGCUCCUCCUAGGACCACUGGCAAUCGUCGCAUCAGAACAGCAUGUGCGGCAUGCAGGGAACAAAAAGCCAAGUGUAGUGAAUACCGGCCAUGCCUUCGCUGCGUCAGUUUCGGCAUCACUUGCACGUCGCUUGAAAGCAAGCGCGAGAGUAGGGAAAGGCAAGUCGAAGAACUAGAGCAGCAGGUGGCUCUUUACGAAGAGUUACUGCAACACCUACGACCCAGGGUCAAUAUUCAAGACGCAGAGCUUAUUACAAGGACAUUGCACAGAAGGAGCUCUAUCACUAGCCCCCCGUCGCCGGAUCCAGUCAGCGCGACACAUGCGACCGCUCCUCAGCCUUCUUUUGCCGUGGACUAUGUUGAGGAGGACUACCAUCGGAAUCAGCAGCUGCACGCGUUCGGCUACCUAGGGUCGCAUUCCGAAAUUUCAUGGAUACGUGAUUUGAGGAAGGAAAUAGGCAGGGCCACACCUUUGGCGGAGUCGAAGGCAGCUUCACCGGGCAACGGUGCCAAGGCGUUGACCUCGGUAAGUUAUUUUCUGGAUGAUCAGAAUCUGUUAGUCGAUCGGGGUAUUGCCGCCUAUGAUCGUCCUUCUCGUACUAUUGGAGACAAGCUUAUACAUCUCUAUUUUGACGCGGUUCAUCCGUCUUUUCCCAUUGUCGGUAGGAUUCCGUUUAUGCAGCAGUAUGCAUUAUAUUAUUCCCAGCCAAAUAUGCGGCCACCGGGCAAGUGGCUCGCGAUUCUUAACUUAAUCUUUGCGCUGGGGGCCAAAUUUGGUCAUCUUCUUUCUGAAACGUGGACGGAAGAUACCGAUGGGCCCUUGGAGUAUUUUUCCCGGGCUCAGAAGCUCAAUUUUACGAAUGGCCAGCUCUUCGACCACCCCAACCUGCAGCAGGUGCAAGCCGAAGGCUUGAGCGCAUUUUGGCUCAUGUCCAUGGGACACGUCAACAGGGCAUGGAGAACCUGUGGUGUCUCCAUCAGGUCCGCCAUCGCUUUGGGGAUUAAUCUCCGCAGCGAGAGCAAGGACACGCCGAAUUUCUCUAAAGAGCUCCGGUAUCGGGUCUGGUGGUCCAUCUACACGCUGGAGAACACCCUCUCCAUCAUGACUGGCCGUCCCACGAGUGCUGCGGAUACGUUCUGCACCACACCUCUCCCUAUUCCUUACGAAGAGGACCAGUUCCAUGGGCCUGUCGCCUCGCAACUUCUCUCGGACUACAGUGUCCGACAUAGCUAUAUGCAAGCCUUCUCCUCGCGAAGGCACAAACACCCCGCUUCCCAAUUUUCACCGAAACCUGCACCGUCUGUAGGACACUACUUGGCUUCGACCAUCAACGAGGCCGCGCCUAGUAAUUCUCUUUACUUUCUGUAUUUCAUCGACAUAACGACGAUCAUGCGGCGAGCAAUUGAUGUGCUGUAUGCGCCAGGCGGGUCUAGAGAACCCUGGCCGAAAGUCGGCGCAACGAUAGUGGACUUGGUAAGAGACGCAGACGCGUGGAGUAGCAGUCUUCCAGAAGUAUUCCAGUUUAGGCCGAUGCAGAAGUCCAAGUUAUUUGAACGGCAGCGAUGGAGCCUUGCCUUUCGCUUCUAUAGCACCAAAAUCACUAUUUCUCGCCCUUCUCUUUGCCGCACCGAUCGGCUUCGCCCCGGUCAACUCCAAAAUCCCCCGCUGGACCAGCGGAAGAACGCAAAAAUAUGCGUCGAUUCGGCCUGCGAUAUCCUAGACCUAUUACCAGACACGCCGGAUGUGCUCUGGCUGGUCCAGCUAUCACCCUGGUGGUGUAUCAUUCAUUAUCUGAUGCAGUCCGCGACUAUUUUACUAAUUGAGCUCGAUUUCUGCGUCAAGUUUGACGUCGAAGAGACCCCCAAAAUCACUCUGAUGGUGGAGAAAGCUAUGGGGUGGCUUCUUGCAAUGGCGGCAGAUAACCUCGCUGCUCAACGAGCAUGGGAGGUCUGCCAUAGCCUCUACUGCUGCAUUUCCCUAACGCCUGUUGACAGCAUGAUGACCACACCUUCCGCCUCUACUUCACCGUUACCACCCCAGAGCAAUAUCCUACGAGCGAUGCAAGAUGGGCUGCAACUGACACAGUCGCAUGUGUCUCUGUCGCAGAAUAUAGUUGUACAUCCCACACUGCAAACGAUGUAUGAUCAAUUUGUGCCUCGUGAAUCUAGUGGAGCUAUGUUCGAGAAUCCUGGCAAUACCAAUCAUCAGUAG
Aspergillus pseudoviridinutans is the source of this 2358-nucleotide messenger RNA. RefSeq lists its product as uncharacterized. Lineage: Eukaryota; Fungi; Ascomycota; Eurotiomycetes; Eurotiales; Aspergillaceae. The record is from RefSeq and is a predicted model, not a curated record. Bases 1 to 2358 code for a protein of 785 amino acids. The transcript is spliced from 4 exons. Gene Ontology annotation, biological process: regulation of DNA-templated transcription; DNA-templated transcription. Gene Ontology annotation, molecular function: DNA-binding transcription factor activity, RNA polymerase II-specific; zinc ion binding; DNA binding.